AUGGCAAAUGAUCUGUGGAGAGACUGUGUUAGUUGGUUAACAAGAUGUGGUGUUUUACGACCUGACCAUAAAGCUAACUGGCCUGAAGCUACUCUUACAGAUUUAGCAUACACCCUUAGAGAUGGUGUGUUACUGUGUAAUUUCAUCAAUAAAAUAGAUCCAGGCUGUAUAGAUAUGAAAGAUGUUAAUCAGAAACCACAAUUUGCUCAGUUCCUUUGUUUGAGGAAUAUAAAGACUUUUUUGCAAGCUUGCCAUGAAUAUUACGGACUUAAAGAAAGUGAUUUGUUUGAACCUUCAAUGCUAUUUGAUUUGACUGAUCUCUAUAGAGUUAUCCAUACAUUAUCAAAGCUUUCAAACUGUCCAAAAGUACAGAGACACAGUAUUUCUGGAUUUUCUGUUCAUAAACCAAGGACCUUAUCACAAGAAGACAUAUACCGAAACCUUAGUUCAAACAGUGGUGAAGAUGAAGCCUGUGCUGUCAUCGAGGAUUGUGUUGAAUAUGCACAUUAUGAUACUCAUGUCCGAAAUGAAGAAAUAUAUCAAGAUCUCUGUUCUAUCGAUAAACAUGCAACACCUGCACUUUUCGUUCCAGCUGCCAUUAAUCAUAGUUUUGAAAAACGGGAUUAUGUAAUUAAUGAGUUGGUAGAAACUGAGAAGAAUUACAUUGAUGUUUUAAGCACACUUCAACGGUGUUUUAUUAGACCUUUGUCAACUGUUCUAAAAGAAGAAGAUAUUAAAGCAAUAUUUGGUGGUAUAAAGGAACUAUAUGAAAUUCAUGUAGGAUUUCAUAGCCAACUUACGAAAGCUGUUACACCUGGUACUCAUUAUCGCUUAAGUGAAGCUUUUUUGAACUGGAGGGAAAAGUUUUUAACAUAUGGUGACUAUUGUGCUAAUCUUACUAUCGCACAAGCAAAAAUACAGGAAUUAUCUGUGAGGAAUGAUAUUUUUAAUAUGCAGCUCACGAGAUGUCAAGAAGAGGCUAACAAUGGAAAAUUCAAGCUUCGUGAUAUCCUUUCUGUUCCCAUGCAACGUAUUCUGAAAUAUCAUUUGCUUCUAGAAAAGCUGUUGAGUGAAACUCAGCCCAAUCAUGAAGAUUAUCGUGGUUUGGAGAGAGCAAGAGAAGCAAUGGUAGAUGUAGCUCAAUAUAUUAAUGAAGUCAAGAGGGACAGUGAUACCCUGCAAAUAAUGGCUGAUAUUCAGUCUAGCAUAAUUGAUAUGCCAGAGAAUGCCAAACUUAAAGAUUUUGGGAAACUGAUUAAAGAUGGUGAACUUAGAAUUAAGGCUCACAAUAACCAAAAAGUUAAACUCAGAUAUGUGUUUAUUUUUGAUAAAGUUAUGGUCAUGUGUAAAACUUUAAGGGGAGAUCAAUAUAGCCAUAAAGGCUGCCUUCCUUUAGCAGAUUUUAAGGUUGAUGAUUCAAGUAACAGGAAGAGUUUACAAAGGGAUGUUCGAUGGACGCAUCAAUGGUUUCUGGUUCGUAAGACUGAAUGUACUGCCUACACACUUUAUGCUAGAAAUGAAGAACAGAAAAAAAAGUGGAUAAAAGCACUUCAAGAUGCCAUGGACAACAUCGAACCAUAUGGUUGCAGGAAUACAGAUCACAAAUUUCAAAUGCAUACUUUUGAGGAACCAACUACUUGUUUACACUGUAGUAAAUUUUUGAAAGGACGGAUCUUUCAGGGAUAUAAAUGUGAAAAAUGUGCCAUCCCUGCCCAUAAAAACUGCAUUAUAUAUUCAGGAAGAUGUGGUUCAAAACAACCGCCAGAGUUACCACCAAGACCUCCUUUAGCCGUUCGCCAUGAUGUUGAACUGAAUAAUAUCCAGCCAGUUAUGCCUCGACCAGUGUCAGGGCCACCAGAUUUGGGAAGAACCUGGACUGACCAUGGUGCACUUGCUGAACAUUUGUGGUUUGUGGGAGAAAUGGGGCGUGAAAAAGCAGCAGAACUACUAGAGAGACAACUGGAUGGGACUUAUUUAUUGAGGAUCCGUCCUCAAGGUGCUACACAUCCUAAUGAGACUGUAUAUGCUCUAAGUUUGAAAGCUGAUGAAAAAGUAAAGCAUAUGAAAGUUUAUGAGAAGGAAUCAGAUGGAAAAAUGCAGUACUAUCUUUCAGAAUCUCGAUUUUUUAGAUCUUUAGUCGAUCUCAUAGCAUGUUAUGAGCACACAAGCCUUGGUGAAAAUUUUGUUGGCUUAGACGUUCGUUUGAAAUGGCCAUACAGACGAAUUGUUGCAAUUGCUGAAUUUGAUUUCAACCCUUCAGAGUCGAAUCAAUUGCCUCUGAAACAAGGAUGCCAAGUUAUUGUCUUGAGUAAAGAAGGUGAUCAUAAAGGAUGGUGGAAGGGUAUGAUUCAAGACAGGGUGAGAAACAUUACUGAAGUUGGCUUUUUCCCUAAAGUUUAUGUCAAAGAAAUUUCAAAUACAUGGAAUGUUGCUGAAUUUCACUAG
Nezara viridula (southern green stink bug) is the source of this 2445-nucleotide messenger RNA. The record is from the annotation of a GenBank genome assembly. NCBI's taxonomy places the organism in Eukaryota, Metazoa, Arthropoda, Insecta, Hemiptera, Pentatomidae.